Eruca vesicaria subsp. sativa (arugula) is the source of this 1335-nucleotide messenger RNA. NCBI's taxonomy places the organism in Eukaryota, Viridiplantae, Streptophyta, Magnoliopsida, Brassicales, Brassicaceae. The record is from the annotation of a GenBank genome assembly.
AGAAGAAUCAUUAGACACAAAUCGACGACGACGAGCUCGGAAGACACUUGAGAUCGGAAUAGUGCGAAAAGAUGCCGGUGAUGGAGAAACUGAGAAUGUUCGUCGCGCAAGAGCCUGUUGUCGCCGCCUCCUGCUUAAUCGGCGGCGUUGGACUCUUUCUGCCUGCUGUUGUGAGGCCUAUUCUAGACUCACUCGAGUCUUCUAAGCAAGUUAAAGCGCCUCCUCUUACUGAUGUUAUUGCUGGUGUCACAGGGAAGAAACAGACCUAAUCCAGCCAAUGAUUUCUUCUGUUUUCUUACAUUCAGAUCAUCAUUAUUCCUUUUUUAACUCUUUCUAUUUGCAAAUGAAAUAAGCCAGACUCCCAUGUUUGUUUUUUUUGUUCUGAAACUUAUAUAAAGGCAUGUGUGUGUUUGUCCACUCUCUUCAUCUUUUUAUCAGAUGUAUUCAGUUCCUAAUGACAAAUCGAAAAUCUUGAAAUCCAUGGCUCAUGAGUCUUGAAAUUAUAUUAUAUAGUUUACAUACAUUAUACAUACAUCACAAAUAGAUUAGUUUUUACAAUAUGAUGAUAUUGGGAGUCUUACAUACUCGCAUAGUAGCUCUUUUUGCAUCAACUUGAUCCUCAAUAGGUAGAUCAGAAGAUGACCAGUGUUUGUCUUGUAAAGCAGUUGAAAAUAUGCUCAAAGACUUUCUCUUCUCAGCUUCUUCUUCUUCCAUGGCAUUGCCUGCUUCAUUCCCUUACAUAAACUUACCUGCAUUUCCCCAACCAAAAACCCAACAAGUAAGAGACAACACUUUGUGAAGACAGUCACCAAGAACAAAAGAACGAUCAGUUUACCCAAAAGUGAGAUCCAUUCACAGAGCCACCAUCAUGUAAACUCCCUGAUCUGUUAAACUUCAUGAUCUUCAUGUUGCUGUUAUUAUUGAGCUCACCUACUCUCUCCUUCUCAGACGGAAAGACAUAACUACCCCUGGCAACAACCUCUCCUCUCCUUUUCCUCCUCAUGAAGCCAAAGAGCCCAUGCUUCUUCUCAGACAAGGGCACUUGAGCAAAUUCACCGGGAAGGAGCAAGCGUGGAGGCAAACCAAGACAUUUUGGGUAAGAAAGAGGAAGAAGAGGGUUCUUGGGCUUCCCUGGUUGCUCCUCCCAGCAAAAAGGAACAGAAGCAAGAGUGUGUAUAGGAGAAGCAAACACAGAUGGACUUGCAGGUGACGAAGUGUACAACAAUGAUCUUGACUUUGCAGCUAAUACAAGCGCCAGCUUCUCCUUCUCUUCUCUCAUGUUUUUUUGUUUCUUUCUUCCUUGCUUCGUAUUCAGCUUAGCUCUGUCUCUUUUUU